Notechis scutatus (mainland tiger snake) is the source of this 3955-nucleotide messenger RNA. It is a transcript of the gene DMRTA2, whose product is annotated as DMRT like family A2. Gene Ontology annotation, biological process: sex differentiation; germ cell development; regulation of transcription by RNA polymerase II. Gene Ontology annotation, molecular function: DNA-binding transcription factor activity, RNA polymerase II-specific; protein binding; RNA polymerase II cis-regulatory region sequence-specific DNA binding. The record is from RefSeq and is a predicted model, not a curated record. Gene Ontology annotation, cellular component: nucleus. NCBI's taxonomy places the organism in Eukaryota, Metazoa, Chordata, Lepidosauria, Squamata, Elapidae.
ACUGUAGACAUCCGAGUGGCCAAUCAGAAAAGCUCUUUCCCCUCUCAGCCAAUGGCAGGCGCCACAUUGUUGUCAAAUGUUGUCUAAUGGAUACGUAAGGCGCAACAAUAGAGCAAGCGCUCGCGGGCGGUUCGGCGAAGAUUUCUAUCUCUUGGCAACUCUCGCUCUCUUUAGCGGCGCGCAUGCAAAGUUGGGGCUGAGGAAAGGGGGGUCCGGACUGGGUUCGGCUGCCUGUUGAAGGCGGCUUUGGUUGGCGGAGCUGUAGCUGGAGGAAGAGAGAGGCAGAGUAGGCUGAGAAAAAAUUAGAGGGCGGCGGAGACAGGAGCGUGGGCGCGAAUCAGGAAGUUGGAAAUUGUUGCACUCUGAAGUCUGAAACCUGGCGGGGGUCAGAGGAAUCCUCCGUCUUCUGCCACGGUUAGCUUGGCUUGCGUGCGAUUGUGACAAGCUGCAAUCUUGGACAGGCACUGGGACUGCUGCGUCUCCAGGGGCUUGUGCGCGCUUCUGUCAGGACAGUGUUUUGUAACAUUGGCAGGCGAGGGAGCGCAGCUGUUCUCCUUUCCUCGGAUCGUGGCAGGGGCGGUUGCCGUCGGGUUUCGUUGUAAGUUCUUGCCAGAGAAGAAAUCAGCCGGGAGUGAGCCGGGGCGAUUCUGCUUCGCCGCGUAGUUGAGAAGAGAUGGAAUGGCUGGGGAGCCAUAUCGAUGGUUUCGGGGCUUGGGGGCUUUGAUUCGGGGGGAUCAAGGAAGCCCCGACUUCCGCUAACCUAGGAUCCACGUUCCUUCAGUGGGGGGUUGAGCCAGAGCAACCAAAAAGGGCGGGGGGGGGGGGAAUGUUUGUUUGCUUCCUCGAAGAGUAAAUGCCGUUUACUUCCCCGAAGUUAGGUAACUACGCUGUAGAGUAAGGCGCGGGGCGGGGGAGUGAUUGGGGAGGAAGGACUGAGGCGCACCAGACUUUUUGGAGGAAAACCAGGUCUCGAUUUUUGUAAUUUUACCGCCUUCAAAGUGGCUUGGAGACAACUUAGGCUCUCGCGGAGCGGCGGGUUGUUCCAGGAAGGCCCUGGCGUUUCCCUCGUCCCCUUGAACCCGCGGAAGUCUUGUUGAGGUACGGUAUAAAAGGAGCAUCGGUGGGGAGAGGGCCCUGCGCCUCUGAGUCUCCCCUGGAAGCCACGGCACCCCUACUUGGUCAAGAUGGAACUGAGGUCUGAGAUGACCAACGUACCCCCGGCGCCCUCUGCGGUGCCCCCUAGUUCAGUGGCGGCGGCAGCGGCGGCGGCGGCAGCGGCUAGCCUGCCGGUGAGCGUAGCCGGGAGCCUUCUGCGAGGCCCGCCGUUGCUUCUGCGAGCUGCCGAGAAGUAUCCGCGCACCCCCAAGUGCGCUCGCUGCCGCAACCACGGCGUGGUGUCGGCGCUCAAGGGCCACAAGCGCUACUGCCGCUGGAAGGACUGCCUGUGCGCCAAGUGCACGCUGAUCGCCGAGCGGCAACGCGUCAUGGCCGCCCAGGUGGCGCUGCGGCGGCAGCAGGCUCAGGAGGAGAACGAGGCCCGCGAGCUGCAGUUGCUCUAUGGCACGGCCGAGGGGCUGGCCCUGGCCGCGGCCAACGGCAUCAUCCCGCCGCGGCCCGCCUACGAAGUCUUCGGCUCCGUGUGCAGCGCCGAUGGAGGCUCGGGGGCUUCAGAAGUCAAGAUGCAGAAAUUUGACUUGUUCCCCAAGACGCUUCUCACCAACCGCUCCGUGACCCCUCAACAGAACAAGCCUUUAUCGCCGGAUGGGACGGACGGCGCGCCAGGCACUUCAUCCCCGGAGCCUCCCCGUCACGGCUGUGGCUCCAGCUCGGAGAACGGCGACGGCGAGUCCUCCGUCAGCUCGCCAGUCUCCAAAGGCGCCAAAGAGGGCAGCGGGGGCGGCGGAGCCGAGGAGGAGAGCACAGGCUCCGUCAGUCCACUGGGCUCCGACUCGGGUUGCUCUGAGGCAGAACGGGACGAAGCAGGCGCUCCCUCGCCUGGUUUGGCCGUUGCUGCCGCGGCCGCCGUGGCGGGGAGCAGCCGGCAGCAGCGGACGCCGUUGGACAUCCUGACGCGCGUGUUUCCCGCGCACAAACGCAGCGUGCUGGAGCUGGUCCUGGCCGGCUGCGGUGGGGACGUGGUGCAGGCUAUCGAGCAGAUCCUUAACAACCACCAUCACCACCACCACCACCGGGGAGCAGGCGGCAGUCCAGGCCAAGCACUUUCGGCCGCCUCUGGACUCAGCUCGGUCGGGUCGGACAAGGCGGGCGACGAAACCUGGGUGCGGGCUGCUGGAGACGCGCCGGGGACCUUGGCUGGCCUGCAGCCUUCGUCGGCUGGCGGCACCUCGCAUCACCGCCCUCUUUUGGCCGGCGCCAUGACCCCGGCCAUCGGCGCGCUGGGCAGCCGCUCCGCCUUCUCACCUCUGCAGCCCAACGCGACCCAUUUCGGGGCGGCGGCUGAGGCCGGCGCCUACCCCUUAGGCACGCACUUGAGUUUGAGCCCGCUGCGCCUGGCUUACUCAGCCGCAGCGGCGCACAGUCGCGGCCUGGCCUUCAUGACCCCUUACUCCACGGCGGGGCUAAUGCCCACGCUGGGCUUCCGGCCGCCUAUGGAGUACGCCUUCAGCGACCUCAUGCGGGACAGAUCAGCCGCGGCGGCAGCGGCCGCGGCAGCUGCCGCCGCCGCCAGCGUGCACAAGGAGCAGGCGUACCCAAACGGCCUUUACGGGCCCUUGGUGAAUAGCGCCCCAGACAAACAGUAGGCCGCAAAGCCGGGGACUGGAUUUUCUAUGUACAUAUAUAUGCAUAGAGAGAUAGAAAUAUAUACGAUAUAAACCUGUGCCCAAACGUACAUCCGAGAGGUGCGGAAAGGCAGCCGGGGCAGCGAAUUCUCGGAAGGCGGCGGGGGAGCGACCUGGUCUAAACCGAGGGCUCGAUUCCCCGCCGGUAUCGCAGCGGGGUCUUAAACGCCGCUUAUCCUCAGAUAUAGAAACGCGCCAGUUAGAAGUAAGUUUCCUGGAAAGUGAAGCAGCGGAGUAGUCUUAAGUUGGAGCCGAGGUGGUGUUGGUGUUAGGGGAGCUACAGCACUUUUCGCGGAGCAAGCGAGGAGGAGGAGGAGGAGAAGGAGAAGGUGCAGUCUCGUCGGCAGCCGAGCGAAGGGGACCUAUUGCCAGUGAUUUAAGGCGAGGCAGAAUUUUGCAAAAAUGUUAUAGCCCGAGAUGUGUAACGUGUCUAUGGGCAGCACUGUUGCCGAAUUCUUCUGUCGGUUUCUGUGAGUAACAAUGGGAAAUCACCUUGUCCCUCCCCCGGUCUUGGUUUCGCCUGACUUUUAGGUGAUCCGGGUUUCAUUUCACUUUUAUUUGUUGCAAACACAAGUGGUCAAAUGCGUGGAACUUGGCGAACCUCUUAAGUGUGUUGAUUAAACAAAACGAGUAAAAAUGUCUUUUUACUGUUAAAGUUGUCCCUCAUUAUUAUAUUUUGCAUAUAGCUGUAAACAUGGAUAUUCCCCUCGGGUCGCAUCCAUAUUUCUAUCUGUAUCUCUAUACCCGCCAGUGUAUAGCAAAAUGUUUUAAAAAAUGGGAAUUUAAAUUAUUAAUGUAAUUUGUAGGCGAAGUUAUUAAUGGUAAAUGAAACGGUUAGUCAGUUUUCAUUUUGGAAACACGUCAUAGAGAUUAAACAUACUGUAAAAAAAAUUAACUCUUUGUUCUGUCUAUUCCCAGGGGAAAUAUAAUAUGUAAAUAAGGUUAAAAAGUAAAUAUAUUUGUAAUUGUCCUUUCCUUUGGACUCGAUCCAAAGGCUAUUGUUGACCCAGAUUUAAUGAAUGAUCCAAACAAAAACGCUGUCUGGUUUCAGCUUAACAAAAUUCCUGCCAUUUCAAACAGGGUUUUUUGAGUUUGUUUUUCCCUUCUGUUUUCAUUUCAUAGAAAACUAGAAAUAAAUAUUAUUUUGUAUUAAA